This is a messenger RNA of Prosopis cineraria, 1695 nucleotides long. RefSeq names its product serine/threonine/tyrosine-protein kinase HT1-like. Gene Ontology annotation, molecular function: protein kinase activity; ATP binding. The record is from RefSeq and is a predicted model, not a curated record. Gene Ontology annotation, biological process: protein phosphorylation. Lineage: Eukaryota; Viridiplantae; Streptophyta; Magnoliopsida; Fabales; Fabaceae. The coding region runs from base 609 to 1664 and encodes 351 amino acids. The transcript has 4 exons.
UUGCCUCCUCAGAAGUGGAUCGUCUCACGUUGUGAACGUAGAGCAGUGCAGUGUACUUGCGAAUGGCAAGUCCACAAUGGCCCCCUCCUCCUCUUCUUCUCCUUCCUCUUCUCCUUCCACGCUUCCAACUUCUUCCCGCACCUGUCUUCCUCACAUCCUCUUCUAAUCUCUUCUCUUGAACGUUGAAAAAAGCAAAAAUUAAAACUUUAAAACCAGAGCUUUUCCUCUGUCUUCAGUUUCCUUCGUCUUGAUUUCAGCUCUCUUAGCUUCAGGAUUUUAAUGACCCGGGGGACCAGCUUCCUGACUUCUCUCUUCCCCACGGAAUCGUACUCUCUCUCUCUCUCUCUCUCUCUCUCUCUCUUCCGAAAACAGACUCGGUCUUUCCUUAUAAUCAUGCUGGAUUUUGCUUCCCUGAUUCCUUCCCCUUAUUUAACAACGGUAUAGUCUCUUGGUGUUUGUUUACACAAGUACAAAACAAGAUGAGUUAGCUCGGGAACUGGUUAACCUCUUCAAAAUCAAGCUGGUUCUGGAUCUACAUUGGCCUUCAAGAAGAGAGGUUAGGAGGGGUUGACGAUUGUGACUGGAGCUGCUGAUAAUAACUCUGACCCAUGAAGAACUUUCACGGCUUCACACAGAUUCAUAACCCCAAGAGGUCGGGGAGGAGGCUGUCGCUUGGAGAAUACAAGCGAGCUGUGUCAUGGUCCAAGUACUUGGUCUCUUCAGGGGCUGCCAUAAAGGGAGAGGGAGAAGAGGAAUGGAGUGCCGACCUGUCUCAGUUAUUCAUUGGAUCCAAAUUUGCUUCUGGAAGGCAUAGCAAGCUCUACAGAGGCAUUUACAAGCAAAAGGAUGUCGCCAUCAAGCUCAUAAGCCAGCCGGAGGAGGACGCCGACUUGGCUGCUUUGCUUGAAAAGCAAUUCAUUUCCGAGGUUGCUUUGCUCUUUCACUUGCACCAUCCCAACAUCAUCACUUUUUUGGCCGCUUGCAAGAAGCCUCCUGUGUUUUGUAUAAUUACUGAAUAUAUGGCCGGAGGAUCACUGAGAAGUUACCUGCAUCAGCAACAGCCUAAUUCGGUUCCGCUCAAUCUUGUUCUGAAAUUAGCCCUAGACAUUGCGAGGGGAAUGCAAUAUCUUCAUUCUGAGGGGGUGCUUCAUAGGGAUCUUAAAUCAGAGAACCUAUUGCUUGGGGAAGAUAUGUGUGUAAAAGUAGCAGAUUUUGGAAUCUCGUGCUUAGAAUCACAGAUUGGUAGCGCAAAAGGAUUCACAGGAACUUACCGUUGGAUGGCGCCCGAAAUGAUCAAAGAAAAGCAUCAUAGCAAGAAAGUAGAUGUCUAUAGCUUCGCCAUAGUCCUGUGGGAGCUCUUAACUGGACUGACCCCAUUUCACAACAUGACACCGGAACAGGCAGCUUAUGCAGUCUCACACAAGAAUGCAAGGCCGCCGUUACCAGCUGAAUGUCCAAAGGCAUUUAGUCAUCUGAUAAACAGGUGCUGGUCAAGCAAUCCAGAUAAAAGGCCACAUUUUGAUGAGAUUGUUUCUAUUUUGGAGAGCUAUAGUGAAUCCCUUGAAGAAGAUCCUGAGUUCUUCUCAACUUAUAAACCACCUUCUUCCAAUUCUCUUGUAAUGAGAUGCUUGCCAAAAUGUAAUAGUAGCAAUGGAUCUUCUUGAAAGGCUUAUCAGGUUCCUUUUCAGUUUGUGA